Scatophagus argus is the source of this 4325-nucleotide messenger RNA. RefSeq names its product ATPase phospholipid transporting 10B (gene atp10b). The coding region runs from base 133 to 4134 and encodes 1333 amino acids. Gene Ontology annotation, cellular component: plasma membrane. Lineage: Eukaryota; Metazoa; Chordata; Actinopteri; Scatophagidae. The record is from RefSeq and is a predicted model, not a curated record. Gene Ontology annotation, molecular function: magnesium ion binding; ATPase-coupled intramembrane lipid carrier activity; ATP hydrolysis activity. The transcript is spliced from 21 exons. Gene Ontology annotation, biological process: phospholipid translocation.
AUUCACUGAGAAUCAUUUGAGGAGAGGAUGGCCCCAGGAAGAGUUUCUUUACUAAAGAAGAGCUCUAAAUACUUGAAAGGAUGGGAAUAAAAAGUUGGUAAGAAGAGGAGAAGAAAAACAGACAGAGCAACCAUGAGCCCACUGGGUGUGCUGAGAGAGGCUCUGAGGGGUCAGAGGGCGAGGGAGAAGGACCUCCGCAACUUGGUGUCCAAUCUGCCUUAUGAGGGCCUGGAGAAGGGGAAGCAGCCCAACCGCUACUUCCCUGGCAACGCCAUCAAGACCACCAAAUACACCCUCCUCCUCUUCAUCCCCAUGAACCUUUUUGAGCAGUUUCACCGCCUGGCCAACCUUUACUUUGUGGGCCUUGCCAUUCUAAAUUUUGUCCCUGUGGUGAAUGCCUUCCAGCCAGAGGUAGCUCUAAUUCCCAUCUGUGUCAUCCUGUGUCUGACGGCCCUAAAGGACGCCUGGGAAGACUUCAGGAGGUACCAGUCGGACAGGAAGCUCAACAACAUGCCAUGUUUAAUCUACAGCAGGAAAGCAAAACAGUUUAUGGAGAGGCAUUGGAAAGAUGUCCGAGUGGGCGAUUUUGUGAAGGUGGUUUGUAAUGAGAUUGUUCCUGCAGACCUCCUCCUCAUCCACACAUCAGACCCCAGUGGUGUAUGUCACAUAGAGACAGCCAACCUGGAUGGGGAGAGCAACCUGAAGCAGAGGAGGGCGAUGUCUGGCCUCUGUAUCUCGGAUCCUGAAUUUGAACCAGAAAGUUUCAACAGCAUUGUGGUGUGCGAAAGACCCAACAAUAAUCUGAAUCAUUUCAAGUGCUAUGUAGAGAAACCUGAUAAGGAGAAGGUGGGCGCUGGAAUUGAGAGUCUGCUGCUGCGAGGCUGCACAGUGAGAAACACGGACUACGCUGUUGGUUUUGUGGUGUAUGCAGGCCAUGAAACCAAGUCCAUGCUCAACAACAAUGGACCAAGAUACAAGCGCAGCAGGCUAGAGCGGAAGCUGAACAUGGACGUCAUCUUCUGCUUCGUUCUCCUCUUCACCAUGUGUCUUGUUGGGGCACUGGGUCAUUUCUUAUGGCUAAAGGCACUGCCUGGUGUGCCCCCUUACUUGGUCCCCAACAGCAACGGUCUCCUGGACAGUCCCAGUCUGUCUGGCUUCUACAUGUUCUUCACUAUGAUCAUCCUGCUGCAGAUCCUGAUUCCAAUCUCCCUGUACGUGUCCAUUGAGUUGGUGAAGAUAGGUCAGAUCUUCUUCAUCACUAAUGACAUCGAUCUGUACGAUGAGGAGACAGACAGCCGCGUGCAGUGUAAGGCUCUGAACAUCACAGAGGACCUGGGACAGAUCGAAUAUAUCUUCUCAGACAAAACAGGCACCCUCACUGAGAACAAGAUGGUAUUUCGCAGAUGCUCCAUCAUGGGCACAGAGUACCCACACAAAGAAAACGCCAUCCGCCUAGCUGUCCUUGAAGAUCCAGAGUCAGAGGAGAACAUCAUCUUCAACCAGCAGCCACAACCCCCAAAGACUGGUUGGUCCCUGGAUACUGAGGACACCAACCCCGAGGACACGCAACAUAGCCACAGCCAUCAACGCAAGAGCAAGAUCACAGGAAGAGCCCAGAGUGAUGUGGCCUUCAGCAGUCCACUGGAAACAGAGGUGAUUCCAGACAGGAAGCUGUUUCAGGAGAUUAGCAGGGCAGAGAGCAGCCUUAGCAGCAGCAGCAGCGACAGCCGGAAGAUAGAUCCUUACCUGGACUUUUUUCUGGCUCUCGCCAUUUGCAACACGGUGGUGGUUUCCAUGGCAACAGCUCAAAGACGGAGGGUGAGUGGGUUUCCAUGCUCCCAUCAGACCAAUAACCCACUGGAUACUUUGUCCAGCCUGGCAAAAACGUCUGGCUCUCUUUGCCGUAUUUUUACUUCUUGGCAGCACAAGCCCAAGAGAAAGCGUACCGUCUCAGAGGACUCAGUUACACAGGACCAUUUUAACCCUCCUGUAAAAGUCAAUGGAGAAGUCAGUGGCCUCCAGACAUGUUCACUAUAUGCUCCAAACCAAUGCAAGAAGUCUGCAACUGCCUCAGAUAAUCUGAGCUAUGAGGCAGAGAGCCCAGAUGAAGCAGCUCUGGUGUAUGCAGCCAAGGCAUAUGGCUUCACUCUGCUGGCCCGCACCCCUGACAGCGUGACGGUGAGGCUACCGUCUGGGGAGGACCUUGUGUUUGAGGUGCUGGACACCUUGACCUUUGACUCCAUCAGGAAGAGGAUGUCUAUUUUGGUGCGACACCCAAUCACCAAAGAGUAUGUGCUGUAUACUAAAGGUGCAGACUACGCCAUAAUGGAGCUACUUGGCACACCAUAUGCAGAACAUCUGCCGGGGUAUCAGAAGAAAAUAGCAGCAGAUACGCAGCAUCACCUGGACUGUUAUGCCAAAGAGGGACUGCGUACACUUUGCUUUACAAAGAAGGUUGUGAGUAUAAGGGAGUAUGAGAGCUGGUUAGUGAACAGACAAAGAGCUCUGGCUGCUAUAGACAACAGAGAGGAGCUUGUUAUGGAAACAGCUGUGCAACUUGAGACAAACCUCUCGCUGCUAGGAGCGACGGGCAUCGAGGACCGUCUGCAGGAGAGCGUCCCAGACACCAUCGUGGCACUGAGGGAGGCAGGGAUCCAGGUGUGGGUGCUGACUGGUGACAAGCCGGAGACAGCUGUCAACAUUGGCUAUGCCUGCAGGCUACUGGAAGAAGAAGACCUGGUGAUUAACAUGAGCUGCAGAAACAAGCUCACAUGCACGUCCAUUUUGGACUGCACACUGGAAGAGGUGAGGAGGUACAGUGAAGAUCCUCGUAAUGUGGAUACAACCCCAAACAUCUCUCUGGUGAUUGACGGACGCACCCUGACCAUGGCUCUGUCUUCAGACCUGCAGGACCGCUUUGUGGACCUGGCGAAACGCUGCCGCUCUGUGCUCUGCUGUAGAGUCACGCCCUUACAGAAGAGCGGAGUGGUGAGGGUGGUCAGGGAGAAACUGAAGGUCAUGACCCUCGCUGUUGGUGAUGGUGCGAACGAUGUCAACAUGAUCCAAGCAGCUGAUAUCGGCAUCGGGAUAUCCGGUCAGGAGGGCAUGCAGGCGGUGAUGGCGAGUGAUUUCGCUAUAUCUCGCUUUAAACACCUCAGAAAGCUUCUUCUCGUUCACGGACACUGGUGCUACACUCGACUGGCCAACAUGAUCAUUUACUUUUUCUAUAAGAAUGCGGCCUAUGUGAAUCUCCUGUUCUGGUAUCAGUUCUUCUGUGGCUUCUCCGGCGCUGCCAUGAUCGACUACUGGCUGAUGAUUUUCUUCAACCUCUUCUUCACUUCUGCACCACCCAUUAUGUUUGGGAUAAUGGACAAAGAUGUUUCUGCAGAGAUGCUGCUAGGUGUUCCUGAGCUGUACAGGACCGGACAAGGCGCAGGGGAAUACAAGUUUUCGACUUUCUGGCUUUCCAUGCUCGAUGCCUUCUAUCAGAGUCUGGUGUGCUUCUUUAUUCCAUACUUGGCCUACCAGGAUUCAGACAUUGAUGUUUUUACAUUUGGAACUCCUCUGAACACAGUCUCGUUAUUUACCAUCCUGCUGCAUCUGUCAAUAGAGAUCAAAGCCUGGACGGUGGUUCACUGGGUAAUCAUUGUGGGCAGUGUGGCUCUGUACUUCAUUGUGACGCUUGCCUACAGUGCCAUCUGUGUCACCUGUAACCCUCCAUCCAACCCGUACUGGAUCCUUCAGAGCCAGAUGGCCGACCCCAUGUUCUACCUUAUCUGCAUCAUCACCACUGUGGUGGCUCUGCUGCCCAGGUACAUGUUUCACGUGCUGAGGAACUCUAUCAGCCCCUCCCCGCUAGUGCAAGCCAGGCAUCUGGACCGGCUGGAGCCCUCCACCAAGAGCCAGUGGAUCAAGGAGUGGAGGAGCUUCAGGGGCGGAGGGGAGGUCAAGCGCUCAAGGCUGUCUACCCCACCCUCUCCCACCCUGGAGGAUCCUGAGAACAUUUAUUCCUGGUCUCCCACUGCCCCUGGUGUCAUGGGGGAUGAAUUCACACUGAACGUUAUUACUGGAAACUACGCAAACACAACAACUAUCUCUACGAGUAUAAGAAACAGAGACUUGUUGGCAACUUGAAGGAUUAUUUAUUCUGAAAUUUGUAAAUAUUUUGAACGGACUCAUAUCCCAGUAUAGAGUCGUUUCAUAUUUGUGUGGGGUGAUCUUACAUAAAUGCAAUCAGGGAGAAACUCGCUUCCUCUCUGACUUGUGACAAAUCAUCAGUUGGGCUGAUGAGUUCAUUUUGUAAUAAACUGCUUGACAAAAAAGCA